Messenger RNA from Epinephelus moara (kelp grouper), 8422 nucleotides. RefSeq names its product leucine rich repeat containing 8 VRAC subunit Ab (gene lrrc8ab). The transcript has 5 exons. Lineage: Eukaryota; Metazoa; Chordata; Actinopteri; Perciformes; Serranidae. Gene Ontology annotation, molecular function: protein binding. Bases 351 to 2738 code for a protein of 795 amino acids. The record is from RefSeq and is a predicted model, not a curated record.
GUCCUGGCGGUGGAAGCGGAGAACUGCUUCUGGAAAAAACAACAGCUAGCAAGCGGAGCUGCUAGCUGUUGUUUGUUAGCAACUAUAGAUAUUAAAGUAGCGCUGGAUUUCACCGCAGCCCAUCAGACGUAGUUCUUUAUUAAGCCCAUGGCGAUGAGAGAGGCAAUGGUCCAUGAAGAGUUUUGGAUACACAGAGAGUGGCUCGUCCACCACGGUCAUCACCAGGCACUGGAGUACAGAUAACACCUCCAAACUGGUGUGUGUUUUGGGGGCGGCGGGGGUGCAAAAGGUGACGGUAGAGUAUUCCAGAGAGACACUGGUUGGAGACAGCAGCUUCUGUAAGAUAAACCAUGAUCCCCAUCACUGAGCUGCGGUACUUUGUGGACACACAGCCGGCAUACCGCAUCCUGAAACCAUGGUGGGAUGUGUUCACCGACUACAUCUCCAUUGUUAUGCUCAUGAUUUCAGUGUUCGGGGGGACACUGCAGGUCACUCAGGACAAGAUGAUCUGCCUGCCCUGCAAAUGGGUGGUCAAUGAGACCUGCAAAAAGAACUUCAACGCCACCCUCUCUGCAUCGUUGUUCUUGGAACCCAGAGGGAUCCAGUACGAUCUGGACCGCCACCAGUACAACUAUGUGGAUGCGGUGUGCUACGAGAAUAGAUUGCACUGGUUUGCCAAGUAUUUCCCUUAUCUAGUAUUACUUCACACCCUUAUUUUCUUAGCCUGCAGCAACUUUUGGUUUAAGUUCCCACGGACUAGUUCCAAACUAGAGCACUUUGUAUCCAUCUUGCUGAAAUGCUUUGACUCCCCAUGGACAACUAGGGCACUGUCAGAGACAGUGGUUGAAGAGAGUGACCCAAAACCAAUGAAAAUGAACGGCUCGAUGGACCACAAGGAGUCUGUUAUCAGUGAGGAUGUCGAAGCAAGUGUCCCCAUGCUGCAAAGGACAAAGACACGCUUUGAGCAGGGCAUUGUAGAUAGAACAGAAACUGGGGUGUUGGACAAGAAAGAGGGCGAACAGGCAAAAGCCCUGUUUGAAAAAGUCAAAAAGUUCCGUAUACACGUCGAAGAAGGAGACAUUGUGUACAGGCUGUACAUCCGUCAGACUAUCAUCAAAGUCAUCAAGUUCAUUUUGAUAAUCUGCUACACAGGGUAUUACGUGCAUGAUAUUAAAUUCAGUGUUGACUGUUCGGUGAAUAUAGAAAGCCUGACAGGAUACAGCGUGUACCGUUGUGCUCACCCAUUGGCUACCCUUUUUAAAAUCUUAGCCUGUUUCUACAUUAGCUUAGUGGUGGUGUAUGGUUUGAUUUGCAUGUACACACUUUGCUGGAUGCUUCGGCGCUCUCUGAAGAAGUACUCCUUUGAGUCGAUUCGGGAAGAGAGCAGCUACAGCGACAUACCCGAUGUGAAGAAUGACUUUGCGUUCAUGAUGCACAUGAUAGAUCAGUAUGACCCUCUGUACUCGAAGCGCUUCGCCGUGUUCCUCUCAGAAGUGAGCGAAAACAAGCUGAGGCAGCUCAACCUCAACAACGAGUGGACACUGGACAAGCUCAGGCAGAGGAUUACCAAGAACUCUCAGGAGAAGCUUGAGUUGCACCUUUUCAUGCUGAGCGGCAUCCCAGACACAGUAUUUGACCUGAUGGAGCUGGAGGUUCUGAAGCUGGAGCUGAUCCCUGAUGUUACCAUCCCGCCCAUCAUCGCUCAACUGGUCAACCUGCGAGAGAUGUGGCUUUACCACACACCAGCCAAAAUCGAAGCUCCUGCUUUGGCGUUUUUGCGUGAGAACUUGAAGUCCCUGCACAUCAAGUUCACUGACAUCAAAGAGAUUCCCUUAUGGAUUUACAGUCUGAAGAAUCUCAGCGAGCUUCAUCUGACAGGGAAUCUCAGUGCGGAGAACAACCGUUACAUUGUCAUCGAUGGACUCCGGGAGCUCAAGAGGCUCAAAGUUCUUCGUCUGAAGAGCAAUCUCACCAAGCUACCUCAGGUGGUGACUGAUGUGGGCAUGCACCUCCAGAAGCUCUCCAUCAAUAACGAAGGCACCAAGCUGAUGGUGCUCAACAGCCUAAAGAAGAUGGUGAACCUGACAGAACUGGAGCUCAUUCGCUGUGAUCUCGAACGCAUACCGCACUCAAUCUUCAGCUUGCACAACUUGCAGGAGAUUGAUCUGAAGGACAACAACCUGAAGACCAUUGAGGAGAUCAUCAGCUUCCAGCACCUUCAUCGGCUUGUCUGCCUUAAGCUCUGGUACAACCAGAUCGCCUAUAUUCCCAUCCAGAUUGGCACGCUGACCAACCUGGAGAAACUUUACCUGAACAGAAACAAGAUCGAGAAGAUCCCCAGCCAGUUGUUUUAUUGCCGCAAGCUGCGCUUCCUGGACCUGAGCCAUAACAACCUCACCUACAUCCCCACAGACAUUGGCUUCCUCCAGAAUCUUCAGUAUCUGGCAGUUACAGCCAACAGGAUUGAGAGCCUGCCUAAUGAGCUGUUCCAGUGCAAGAAGCUUCGCACUUUGAACUUGGGGAACAAUUGCCUGCAGUCUCUGCCGUCACGGUUUGGAGAGCUGACUGGGCUGACACAGCUAGAGCUGAGAGGAAACCGUCUGGAGGGUCUUCCCGUGGAGCUGGGCGAGUGCCGACAGCUAAAGAGGACCGGCCUUGUGGUGGAGGAGGACCUUUUCAACACCCUGCCCACGGAGGUCAAGGAACAGUUAUGGAAAGCUGACAAAGAACAGGCUUGAAGAGGUGUGUGGCCGUGAGUGAAAACAGAUACUGAGCAUUUGGGCCCAGGCAUAGAGGAGGAACGCCUCUGCUGUCCCAGAGGGCUUGUUGAAGCAGGCAGUAGUCCUGCUGCAGUGUACUGCCAGUAAGGUUGGGUAUGGAGAAUUAGAGAGACUUGGGCAGGGAGUACUGAUAGCUUCCUGUUGUUCUAUAAAUUCUUACCUGCAGUUGAUUUUCCUUCCUUUACAAACAACUUCUCAGGCCUUCCCAUGAUGCUUUUCAGCAGUAAUGUGGCAGGGACAGUGUGAUCUGCAGGGUGUGUUUACAUGUUAUGCUUCUCAGUUAUCUCAGUAUUCAAAACUGUCGGCCAACUUUGUUAAAUACAGAAAAAGAACGUAAAGUUUCCACUGUUCACAUUUACAAUAACAUAAAAUUCUUGUCUAAUCAAGAUAGAAUAAAUGAUUAAAUUAAUCUGUCCAGUAUUGAUAGUUUUACAGAUGAGAUAGCAAAGUGAUCACUCAGACAUCUGCCUCAUAAUUUGUGUGUAUGGGAGUCAACUCCCAAACUCCCAAUGCUAUCAUAAAAUGAAAAGUAAUUAAUCAUGAAAUUACGACAGGCGAGAUGCUUUAAUUCUGGUUGUUUUCUAAGAAAAAAUUAUGCACAUCUUUACUCACAGUAUUUGACAAGUCGUCUAAUUAAAUCACCAAAUAUUAUAUUUGUACAUAGACGAGGUUCCUGAAAUUCCUGGAAAAGUUAUGAAAUUAGAAAAACUGUUUUCUAACCCUGAAAAUUAUUUGAAUUUAGCAGAAUGAUUUGGAAACAUUUUGAUUAUUCAUGGUUUUCAGCUAUUGUUGAAAAUGUGUCUAGGUUUAGGCAAAAUUAAUUCCUUGUAUUACUAUUUUAAGAUCUAGAUCCGCACUGCAUGACUGUUGAAACAUUACUUAUAUCACGUGAUACACAUUUGCGUAAGCAGCUAGUUGGGGGCAGGAAUGUCUAACAUGCUAAUCCGCAAAUGCCUGGGAAGUGUGUUUUUAAUAACGAAUGGCAUUUGGACGACAAAUAUAAUACAUGGUCUCAAGAGAGAGGCAGACCAUAGCCAUGCUGGACGAAGGCUCUGCACCAAAACGUCGGUAGCUAAAUUUAGUUGGAAGAAGAUGAAGUGUGUGAUCUCUCCACAUUUUAGCCCUACUUUAAAUCGUUUGUGGUCAGAGAGGCGCCCAGGCAGGCUGUUACUAAUUUAGAUAAAGUCAUGGAAAUGUGGUAAAAUAUUAUGGAAAAGUUUUAAAAAUUCAUUCUUAGUAAUGUGGGAACCCAGUGACAGGAAAAGUAUACACAGUCAAGUCUGCAAUCCCAUAAGUUUGACCUAUUAACGUAAAUUGUAACCAUGGUGGUCGUUGUUUUUCUGCUGUUUUCCUGGCCCUCAUAUGUUCUCAGUCUGAAAUGAAUCGGAAAAUCAUGAGCGUAUGACAAGCAAUCACAAAUCAGGGAUAACUAAUGAUGAGUCAUAGCGAGAAAAGUUAUGGACUCUAAAACCCUUGUGUCUGAGAGAGUGUUGCAUAAGGUGGAAGGCAGAGAGUCAUCGAGGAGACUGUUGGUAUCGCAAGUGCUGUAGAGACUGAUGAGUUGUCUUCGGUUGGCCUGAGUCUUUGGUAGCAGCAGUACAACAUGUGGUAUUAGACUGGAGAGUGCAGACGAAACAUGGAGCCAGUUUGGCAGAGUGGAGGGACCGAUGGCCUCUUUCUGGGAAAAGAUGAGUAGUGUGUUUGACUCGGUGCUUGAGGACAGGCAAUUAUUUUGUUGAAUGCUAACCAGUCGACUGUUAUUCCAAAAUAUCACCCCCGUACAGUCGCACAAGUGGAGCAUUUUAUCAGCGAGCAGAUACCCAACCCCUUACUGCCAGUAUGCUGUUCAGCGGGACUCCGGCAGAAUCUGCUUCAUGGUCAUGCUGCAUCCACGACGUUUGUAAUGAAUUGCACAGAACAAAAUGAACAAAUCUUGGGAAAAUGCUGAAAAGGUUUUGAAUUAAAUGAGUCAUGUCUGCAUCAAAAUAAAGUUUAUACAGGAUAACACAAUACUGUCAUCAAAAUGGAGCCUCAAAAUAUUAAUAAUAUAUCUGACAAGAGUGUAGAUACUUACCUGAAACACUAGAUAAGUUUAUUACUUAUUUUGUGGUGGAUAUGAAGUAAGCACUGAUCUACUUGUGUACCCUGAUAGCUGAGUGUUUAUUGUCUGCAAAUGACACGUAAAAGAACCAGACAUGUCCUCAAGUAUGUUUGGUAACACUUUACUUGAAGGUAUCUACAUAAGAGUGAGACGACACUGUCAUAACUAUGACAUGACACUGUCAUGGACUUGUCAUAAACAUCAUGUACUUGUCAUAAAGGUUUAUGACUGCUGUUAUUAAGUGUCAUUCGGUUUUUAUAAUGACAAGUUGCCAUUGUUUGGGUUGUCUUGAUUAUGACAACUUGACAUUAAUUAAAGUGACAUUACUAGAAGUUGUAUUUGUCAUGACAAGUUGACAUUAAAUUUGUUUGGGAUGUCCUUAUAAUGACAGCUUGACAUUAACCACGAUGACAUUACAAGAAGAUGUCUUUGUCAUAACAAUAAUAAUCAUUAUGUCAACUUGUCAUAAACACAAAAAGAGGUGCAUUUCUUGUUAAUGUCAAGUUGUUAUGACAAAGACAUCUUCUUGUAAUGUCAUCCUGGUUAAUGUCAAGUUGUCAUAAUAAGGACAUCCCAAACCAAUUUAAUGUCAACUUGUCAUGACAAAGACAACUUCUGGCAAUGUCACUUUGAUUAAUGUAAAGUUGUCAUAAUCAAGACAACACAAACAAUGUCAACUUGUCAUUACAAAAACCCAAUGACACUUAAUGACAACAGUCAUAAACGUUUAUGACAUGACAUCAUGUCAUAGUUAUGACAGUGUCAUGUCACUCUUAUGUAGAUACCUUCAAAUAAAGUUUUACUGUAUGUUUUCAAACAACCUGGCCUUGUGUUCAUUUCAGUUUAUUAUAAUAUUGUAAGAUUAAUAUAAUGUUUCUACCUUCAUGGGGUAGGUAUUCUGUUUUAAUUUUAAUCUGUGCUGAACUGCAUUAGUCAAAAUACGGUGCAAUAUUCAGUGUAGAUGUUCACCUGUGUGUGAGACAACAGCCAUCUUUAACCUAAAACUACUUAAGUUGCUCUAUGGAGUUAUUAAAGUGAGAUUAAUAGGAGAUUUAAUCUGAGUUAUGUGAAAGAAUGCAAUACGGUCAAAAAUGGCCAUUUCUGACACUUUGUUGUGAUCGAAUCUGAAAGUUUAGGGCUUUAAAUAAAGAGAAAGCUACAUUUCAUUUAAUGUAAACUAAGAGAAAUUGUAAUCGACACUGGCAAGAAAGAUAAGGAGACAUUUUUAAAAAAUAGCCAUGGUUUUCAGGUCACUUGCCUUAACUUCACUCCUUCUGUGUUAUGUACUGUUUGUUAUUUUUGUUGUGGCAUCCGCAGAGCUGAAAACACAUGAUCAAUUUCCUUGACCGUAGCUGCACUAGACAACCCUCCCCCAGACGGUAGUGGGAGUAAAACUGUUUGUUUUAUAUGUUGUUUUAAUUUCAUCACUUCCUGUGGACUUCUCACAAGUGACCGUACUUGACACCAGUUAUAAAUUUGGGCAAAUAAAAGUGGUCUCGACAUUUAGCAGCUGGGUUUAGAUUUUUAUUUUAUUCAUUAUUGAAGUGGCGCUCAUUUGGGGAAUAAAAGUGGUCUUUGCUUUGGUUUCUUUAAAUGCUGUGUGAUGGAUUUUUUUGGUGCCAGAUACAUUGUGUUCUUGUGGAAACCCAUUCCUGUCAGGGAAAUAAAUAAAGAUUUUGCUUAACGUUAAGUCAGAAUUACAAAGUAAUAUCUUAACAUUUCAAAACUCAAUUUCACAUUUGACUUGGAACCUUAAAAAUAUUUUUGUGUCACAUAAUUUUGACUUAGUGUCACAUUUCAUUCAUAAUUGAAGGAGAUGUUUAAAUUUGCAAUCUCAAUUUCUCACCAUUUAUUUUCCUGUCACAGAUGGGCCUCCAUACUUUUCAGUUCAGCUCAUUCAAUUGUACUUUAUUUCCCUGGUUUCAAAGUGUGUUAAUUUGUAGAGAAAUAUUAGUACUUUCUGCCUGACAGUGACUUUUCUGCACUUGUGUUUUGCCACAGUAAGCAGCAGCGCCACGCUCAAAAUAUGGAAUUCCAGAUCCAUGCACAGCUCUGACACAGCACAGCACACAAUAGGGGGAGAAUAUAACAAUACCAGUUUAUGUUUUAAUAAACCUAACUGCAAAGAAAACUCGGACAGUAGCAAUAUACAGUACAGCAACUGGGUUGAGAAGCAGAGGGAUAGUUUAAGCUAUGUACAUUUAUUUGAAUAACCUGUUUAACUAUGCUCUAUUGUGCAAUAUUGCCUUUAUUUAAAUGAUGUAAAGGUUAGUAGUGACGUAGUUUUCCUUUUUGUGCAUGGGCAUUCUUUUUGUCACGUUCAUUUUUACAUAGGUGGUGGUGAGAAUUUCAAGUGGAGGAAUUUUGGUCCUGGAGAAUGCUUUUGCACUGUAGCACCUCCCCCCCCCCAAGUUACAUUUAGAUAAAUGCAAAUAAUGGUAUACGACAUGUUUUGUGUGUGUUUAGAAUGGGAAGGUUGAACCGAACGACUGCCAGCCGUGAGAUUAAGAUGUAUUAGAUAAGCGUUUUAAUUUUUGUUUGGGUUUUUUCGUAGAGCUACUCAUAGGAAAACAAAUUAUGACACCCAGCGACACCUCAGCAAUACACCACACAUUAAGACAAUCAACUACUCUUAUUAAUACUGACAGCAGAGAACAGUAUGUCACAUGUAUUUCACCGAGCACUGCAAGUCAAUGGUCAGUACGUUAAAAAAUGCAUCGUGUAGGUUGCUAGUAAGGUUGUAUUAGUAAAUAGAUUUGCUUUUUAUCUCAAUGUUAAUUGUUCUGUUCUCUGUUUUCCCUUAAAAUAAUUUCCACUAAUUUUAUUUCUUCAUUUUGACAGCUAUUAGUAUUAUUACACUCUAACUAAAUUUCUCAGGAAACCAGCUAGUACUCACUUCUUUUUUGAGUUGAUUGCCUUUUUUUAUUAUUAUUAUUAUGACACCUGGUAUUUUUAUUAAUUUAAACUUUAAAAAUUGUUUUAUACAGUUCCAGUUUUAUAUGCAUUUCUAUACAUUCUUUUCUAGUUUGGUGUAUUUAAUAUUGACUUGCUGGUUUAAAACAAGAUGUGUUUGUGUUUUUACAGAAGCCACUCAGUUUAACUUUGUGUUUUUCCUCAGUGAUCAUGUACAAAUUGAGCUGUAUUGUUUCAGAGUCGUGUCUUCGUCGUGAGUAGCACAGAUGAAGUGUGUAUGUGAGUGUUACCCGUGUGUGUGUAUACAUUGGCAUGAUGAGACUUUCUGAUCCCAUGAUGUUUAUCUUCUUUCUUCUCUUAGAAUUAUUAUUUUGGGGUACAAAAAUCUUUUUUUUUUCAGUUCCCAACUUAAAUCCAAUCGUAGGUGAUGUACAAAUUUGGCUUCAUGCAGUGUUGGGUUGCCAAAAGUUCUUUUGUUUUUUUGUUUUGUUUUUUCAUUAAUUUGAAAAUUAUCAGUGCAUCAGUAUUGACAUGAAUGAUGUGACAGUGAGUAUUCUGUUUGAACAUGUGUCCCAUCUUCUCCUGCACAUUAUCCACUAGAGGUUAAAUAAAAUAAACUUCGACCAAG